AAUAAUUUAGUAAUAAACUCUAUAAAUCAAAAUACAAGAAAACAAAAACCGUAUUUCCAGUGAUUUUGAUUAUUUUUAGUUAAGUAAAAAAGUAUAAUAUAUUAAUAAAGCUUUACAUUGAGAGUCAACAAUUUCCAGAACCCUGCAUGAAAUUGUUUUAAACACAUAAAUAACAAAUAUUGGCAGCUUCUUUUUAACAACAAAAAUGUUCUCAGCGACGACGGCUCCCAAAAAACAUCCUUUUUUGAAUGGGAUCUUGCAAAUAAGCGGUCAACGAAAUUUCACUAUACCCUUGGAAAACGAUGAUAUUUUCUUAGUUUGCCAAACGUUUUGGAAGGAAAAAGCUUUAUUUGCACCUGUUUCUGAAAAAGGGGCUAAUCUAACAGAAACAUUUAGUGUUACACACAAUAACCAGUUUUUAGAAAAAGUACAAAACAAUUGCUUAAAUAUUGAGCUAUCCAAAAUAAGAGCUAACUCAAAUCCCGAAGUAAUUGGUUCGUUGCGAUUACCAUUGCAUCAAUUUUACAUCGCUUACCGUGACGCAUCUUUAACAAAUCAUCUUAACGACGGGCAGUUUCCAGUGAUAUCAACAAACAAAUGGGUUUCAGUUACAAGUUCAAUGUCGGGUGAACAAAUAGGUGAACUGGAAUGUUUUCUAGCAAUGGGCACUGAAAAGCAAAUCGAGAAUAUUAAAAACUCAAGAAUACAUUCAGCUAAAACAGGGAACAUUGAAUCAACCACAGGGCAGAGCGCAUCUAAUUAUAUUCCCAUAAAGAAAUCGUUGCAAAAUGAUUCAAUCUUACCUAUAAAUUCAAAAACAAGCAAAACAUCCGAUCUGUUAGCAGUACUUCAGAAGUCACUAUCAUCAACGUCUUAUAUAAGUCCUGCACAGCCAGGAAUAAAAUUAGCAGAAAGUAAUUCCUUUAGGAUAGUUUUGGAAAUUAAAAGCGCCCGGAAUUUACCAACAAUUCAGUCUCAUAAACUUAAGAAAAAGAUUAAUCGAUCUUUGGGCACAAAGGGAAGCCAAAAUACCGAUCGAACGGGUGAGCAGCCAAGUACCUAUGUUACAUUUCAAGCUAAAGAAGGAGACGGUCCUAUGGUCAAAUCUCACGAAGGAAUGGUGUAUUCUACUGUAGUAGUUGAAAAGAACUCAAAUCCUGCUUGGAAUGUAGAGUUCUGUGUAUCGGCUUCCGUCAACUAUCUUAUAAAUAAACACGAACGAUUUAUUCUUAAGGUUUGGAAGAGAGUUGGCAAAACUAGUGCACAAGGUCAAACCAUACCAUGUCCCAUGGAAGAUGCAAUAAUUGGCUUUGCGCCAAUAGACUUAUUCGACUUAGUAGAAAAUAAGCCCGUCAUAAAUGGUUGGUUUGAUAUCGUCGACUUCAGUGGACACAUCAAUGGUCAAAUACACAUUGUUGCAAAACCAGUUGACGAUGUAAAAGAGCUCAAAGAAUUUCUGCGCAAUAACCAAGUUGAUAAUUUGCUUCAUAACUUCGAAUCAAGCUUAGAUAUAAAUAACAUGAAUCUUUGUCGAGCAAUUAAACGGAAAUUCACAGAACUUGAAGAAAUAUCAGAAAGGUUGAAAAGUCGUUUGUUGGACGUGACAGGGAGUGCGGAGGUCUGCAAAAUAGCCAGAGAUAUAAGUGAUGAGCAGUUGGAUGAAUUCGAACACGAUUUAAAUACUUCAGUAUGCGAAGAUGAUAAUGAAAGUUUCACCAGUCAUACGAACAGUUUAAACAUUUCAUCACAUUCAUCAUCACAAGCACAAUAACUUAAGAACACAGAUUUUCUACAGGAUAACCAAAGCCUUUUUGAAAUAAAUUGCUGCUUAUCAAAAAUAA
Molecule: messenger RNA, 1841 nt
Organism: Eupeodes corollae
Lineage: Eukaryota; Metazoa; Arthropoda; Insecta; Diptera; Syrphidae
Product: C2 domain-containing protein 3
Exons: 5
Coding region: 206-1771 (521 amino acids)
Biological process (GO): cilium assembly; centriole elongation
Cellular component (GO): centriolar satellite; centriole
Source: RefSeq, a predicted model, not a curated record